Eutrema salsugineum is the source of this 1598-nucleotide messenger RNA. Its product is annotated as F-box/kelch-repeat protein At3g27150. Gene Ontology annotation, molecular function: protein binding. NCBI's taxonomy places the organism in Eukaryota, Viridiplantae, Streptophyta, Magnoliopsida, Brassicales, Brassicaceae. The transcript is spliced from 3 exons. The coding region runs from base 251 to 1498 and encodes 415 amino acids. Gene Ontology annotation, cellular component: cytosol. The record is from RefSeq and is a predicted model, not a curated record.
AAGAAAAAAAAAAAAAACAAUAAAUCACUGCCAAUAUAAAAAGUAAGUUUUUUUCUGGCGAAUUCUAAAUCAAGCUUGAAUUUUCCCUGCAACUGAGGUUUCUUAUUUACAGAUGAAGAAGAAGAAGAAGCAGAAGAACCAGAAUAAAGAAGAAGAGAGAAGAAAGCUUUCAAAAUCAGGAUUUCUAGGGUCUGUCUUCCCCUAGAGGGAAUGUCAAAAGCGUAUUAAAGCCGAGGAUUUUACUAAGAAAAUGUUGACGCUUGGAGAAGAUCACUCCGGUAGAAUCCGUUCAAGCUCGAGCAGGUCAAGGCCUAGGAAGCUUCGGAUUCAUGGCUACAAGAUUCCUGAUCUCAACGCAGAUCCUUGCUUGGAUAUGGAUAGGGAAGAAACAGAGGAGGUGGUAGGAUUCAAACCUCAGGAUGCAGAUUAUUUACAAAACGUUCCUCAGCUCGUUUACGAGCUAGAGGUGGAGAUACUCGCACGCGUCCCGCGUUUCGAGUAUUGGAAACUCAAGUUUCUAAGUAAGCAGUUUUCGCGUUUACUAAAAAGCGGUGAGAUAUUCAAGGUGAGAAGAGAACGCGGUUUAGCUGAACCCUCUGUCUUUAUGCUCUCGAGCGGCGACACUCGUUGGACCAUGUUCGAUAAGGACUUUGAGAAUUGCCAGAAGCUUCCUGAACUUCCUUCAGAUAUUUGCUUCUUCGGUGGAGAUAAAGAAUCGCUUUGCGCUGGAACACAUUUGAUUGUCAUUGGCAAAGAAGAGAAGAGCAUUGCGUUGUGGCGUUACGAGCUAGAGACGAACAAGUGGUUCAAAGGUCCUGGAAUGAUCACACCACGAAUCUUAUUCGCUUCUGCUACUUGUGGAACCGUCGUGUUUGUAGCUGGAGGUUUGAGAAUAGAUGAGAACAGGUCUAUGGAAGUUGUGAACAGUGUCGAGAAGUACGACUCUGAGACCAAAACCUGGACGCUGCUUCACGGAAUGCACAAGCGGCGGAAAUUUUGCUCAGGAUGUUACUUGCGCGGCAAGUUUUAUGUCCUUGGUGGCAGAGAUGAGAAUGAUCAAAACCUAACUUGCGGAGAACGUUACGACGAGGGAACAGACACUUGGGAGCUAAUACCGGACAUUUUCAAAGACAUGUAUUUCUCUUCUGCUCAGUCUCCACCGCUCAUCGCCGUGGUGAAUGAAGAACUUUACUCGUUGGAAACAUCGGCGAACGAGCUCCGCGUUUAUGAUGCAAACGCAAACGCUUGGAAGAAGCUUGGGGAUGUGCCUGUGAGAGCUAAGUCUAAUGGAGGAUGGGGCGUUGCGUUUAAGUCGCUUGGAGAUAAGCUGCUUGUGAUUGGAGCAUCGUCGGGACUAUCUCGGACCGAGACUAUGUCGGUUUACACGUGUCGUCCAUCCGCUGAUCCUGACGACAAGCUGGACUGGGAGGAGUCUAAACGCUGCUGUGGCGUUCGGCUCAAUCAUUUUAUCUUAAACUGUUGUGUGAUGAUUGCUUAAGAGGUCUUCUCUAGAGCAAAGCAAAACUGGAGUAGCUUUUUGUGUUUUGUGUGUGUUUGAAUAAAAUGUUGUAGCGUACUGGCGUCUCAAGACGCUGAAA